AUGAUUGUAUUAGUGUAUCAAAUGUUUUUCUUAACAAGUACGUACGUAUUUGUUGGCGUAUUCUUUCUUACUGCAAUUGUUCUUGCUAUUGUUGUGGAUAGCUACUGCAUAUUAUUUUCAUUUAAAUGGAAAGAUCAAGACUAUAGCGAACAACUAACUAUCCAAGUGAUCCGUACUUUUAUAGUGACAAUUUUCAUGUUUGAAGGGGUGAUGCGAUUUCUGGUUCUUGGCAAGAAGAUUCUUUCUCCACUCGAGCUCACAGAUGUCGUCUUGAUUCUUAUUGCAUUCUUCGCAAACUGCGCAUGGUACGCUUCGUUUGUAUCCCGUGACAUCAACCGYAAUAUUGCCACUCUAAUAUCGUGCUUGGCUGUGUUCUUUCGUCUACCGUUCAACAACACACAACUCAAGCGAGCCAUUGAAGUGUUUAUUCGAAUUGCACCAGUCAUGGUCGAUCUUAUUUGCCUGUUAUUUAUUAUUUUGUAUUUAUUAGCCAAUGUUGGAAUGGAAUUAUUUAAAUGGUCACCAGUUCGUAAGGGUGAGCACAUGUACUUGGAGCAAUGCGGCAUUGGAUUCAAUACAUUUGCUUGUUCUUGUAUUGUACUGUUUCAAAUGGUUACAACAAGCAACUGGCAUGAAAUCAUGAAUUCAGUAGUCCAGUCAACACAAACAUAUUGGUCAAGUAUGUACUUUGUAUUGGCGUACAUUGUAGUAAACAUGGUAGUAAUGAAUCUUUUCGUAGCUAUUGCGAUAGAGGCUUUCAAUAAACUAGCUUCAAACGAAGACCAACAAAAUACUGUGAUAGGAAGACAUUUGUCCGACCAAAGACCAAUUACAGCAAAGCCUUCGGUGAAGAAACAGGCAGUAGAUGUCUUGAACAGCUUCGCCAGCAGUAUCUUCGGCAGCGCAAGGGCAGAGCAAGUUGCAGGCCGCAGACAGUCUCUAGCUUCCCCUACCAUAGGAAUAAAAAGAGGAUCUAAUGCGGUGGCUAAGAACAACAAUGAUCCUUUAUCAGAAGACGAUGAAAAAUCUGAGGAAGAAAACGAUUUCAAAGGAGAUAAGAGAGAGAGAAAGCUUAAAAAGCGAAUGAAGGAAAAAAAGAAGACCAAAAGGAAAAUAAGCAACGCUGGGGGAAAAGUUCGAGUCGUUACUGCAUUCAAAGGAGCCAGCGGUUCAGACCUUGAUUUGACGGUCGGAGAUGAAGUCACGAUUAUACAAAAAACUGACAACUGGUGGCAGGGGCACUGCAAGAAUCGAGUUGGUUGGUUUCCAGCCUCUCAUGUUGUAAUGGGUACAGUCAAAGCUGUACCGGAAUAUCGACGAAAAAAGGACAAAACUGAACCUGACAGCGACACAGAGACGGGAGACGUAAACCAUACUCAGGUGAUUGAGCUUACCCAUGAGAAGACACCUCCACCUGUAGUUGGGGUAGAAAACUCGUUUAUGAGGGAAAGAGCAGGAACUCUUUCCUCCCAGCCACCGGGAACUCCGCCAGUGAGAGGAAGGUUAAAGAUCAAGAAGACAGGCGACUGGAGAAAGGAAAUUCUSGGUGAAAUGACUGUCAUGAAUGCCGAGGAGUUAAGGGAGUUAAACAACAUCAUGAGAGCCGAACUACGAACACCAGAUCGAGGCAGAUCGCGAACCAAAAAAAUGAGUACAUUAGGUUUGGAAACUAGUGGAGAUACAAGAGACUCCGUGUUUCCAGAAGAAGCCGAAUUCGCUGAUGAACAAGGUCACAGACCAACGAGUGCACGAUCAGGGGAACGGCCAUAUUCAAGUCGCUAYAACAUGCGGCCGAGUAGUCCUGCACCUGGGCAUAACGCUGUGAGACCAUAUAAUGCCCAAGAAUCACGUGACAAACAAGACAAAAACCCWAGGGUCCCAGACCUGUUUAUUGCCCCAGGCACCCCGACUACCAUACGACGAGCUUCUGAACAAAGAAAACAAUCGAAAGGKGACAUUAAAAAGCUUAAAGUAAAGAACCUUCCUGCUGCACCAACUGYAAAGACAAAAGAAAACAAAAAGGAAGUUAAAAAGGGAAAUGGUGAGAUGCCUGAUUGGAUGGUGAAGUUCGUUAACGAUAAGAAACUAACGGUUGGCGAUGAUGUGAAACUUGAUGAAACAAARCAUGGAAAGGGAAGACGAAGUUCUUCGACSUCAGGGGUGUCAACUCGAACAGGGACAGGGACGUCWAAGUCAACAUCGUCAACGUUGAAGACUGGUACUGGAACGUUAAAAGCAAGGUCUACAGGAAACAUUCCACAUGAAGUAGAAUCCUCYAGAGCUUCGAAAAGUACACCCAACGUACGGAAGAAGAGUCAAGCACAAACGCCUGGGGCUACUUACAGAUGAUCUUUGUACACAUACUAUAAUUAAUACUAAGUUAUUGUUGUCCUAUAGGAAAUCACACACAAGAAUAAUCGGACGGUAAAAUGCGUGCAUGUCCAUGGAAAGUCUGCAAGAAUGUUUUGAUACCUGAAUGUCUAAAAAUCUUUCUAAGCACAUCGAUCAUCUCUUUAUAAGAAAAUAUUAUAUUAUCAUAGAAAAAGUCCAUCUUGUAUAUAAUGUAACUACAAUACUAGAGAUUUUGAAUAUGUCCGCCAUCUUGAAUUCCAAAAGAUUUCUAUAAAGCUUUGAGUAUUUUUGAGCUGCGUUCCAAGCAGAAAUUAUAAAUCUAAAGUUCCGACCAAAAAAGUGGAUCACAUUACUGUGACAACCUUACAAGCUGAACAUUGCAUUUAAAGCUGCUUGGUGAGAACAUCAUUUGGAUGAAGUUUUAUGUCCUUCAAUCAUUCAACAUUUGAAACKUURUGACGCUUGUAUAAAAACAACAACAUUGAAGUGGCAACGUCUUGUAAAUACAAAACUGAGAUUUGUACAAUAAAAGAUCAAAUUUAUAAGAAAA
This is a messenger RNA of Exaiptasia diaphana, 2902 nucleotides long. RefSeq lists its product as uncharacterized. Gene Ontology annotation, molecular function: protein binding; monoatomic ion channel activity. Gene Ontology annotation, biological process: transmembrane transport; monoatomic ion transport. Gene Ontology annotation, cellular component: membrane. Bases 1 to 2349 code for a protein of 782 amino acids. NCBI's taxonomy places the organism in Eukaryota, Metazoa, Cnidaria, Anthozoa, Actiniaria, Aiptasiidae. The transcript is spliced from 25 exons. The record is from RefSeq and is a predicted model, not a curated record.